Messenger RNA from Annulohypoxylon maeteangense, 2454 nucleotides. RefSeq names its product P-loop containing nucleoside triphosphate hydrolase protein. The record is from RefSeq and is a predicted model, not a curated record. Gene Ontology annotation, cellular component: mitochondrion. The transcript has a single exon. Gene Ontology annotation, molecular function: ATP binding; ATP hydrolysis activity. Lineage: Eukaryota; Fungi; Ascomycota; Sordariomycetes; Xylariales; Hypoxylaceae. Bases 126 to 2099 code for a protein of 657 amino acids.
GUUCUCAUAUGUUAAAUAUCAGAAUAAGUUGACUCAUUCAUGUCCUAUUCAUGUGACCCUCUAAAAUGCAUAUCUUCAACAUAUAAUAUCUAUUAAAGAGAAUUUGCCAUGGUUCAAUCGAUAUCAUGCGGUUUACCACAUUUCGCCCACCGGUGAUAAAUAUCGUCUUCGGUACUUUUUACCGUCAUCAUCCCGGUGGAAGCUCUAUCCACCCGAACCCGGCUCUCUUUAAAAACCUGAACUUCACACUACCUUCUACUACCGAAUCACCGACACAUUGGUAUAUCAUUGGACCGUCUCUUAGCGGAAAGACAACAUUUUUACAGAUUUUGAGCGGGAGUCACCUUUGCUUCCCCCCGUCUGCACGAAGUUAUCCUUAUCUGUCUAUGGAUGAGGUGCCUCAUAGAUUAAGGGUUCCGCAUAAAGCGAUUCAAUAUGUAGGAUUUAAUAACGAUGGAUUGGCAUCUAGCGUGACGACUUCGGCAUAUUUGUCUGCUCGAUAUGAGUCGAAGCGCGAGGACACCGAUUUCUCCUUAAGAGACUUCCUCUUGGGCAAUACAGAACUUAAUCCUCUAAAACGUCCACCCGAGGGCGGUUUCAAUCCAAAAUUAUUUGAUAGGGUAGUGAGAGAUCUAAAGCUUGCCGAGUUACUGGAUCUUCCCGUCACAUUUUUAAGCAAUGGCCAGGGACGAAGAGCUAGAAUUGCGAGAGCUCUUCUCUCUACUCCGGAGGUUUUAUUACUUGAUGAGCCAUUCAUGGGACUUGAUCCGCCUACAGUAGCUGGGCUGAGUCCGCUUUUACAUGGGCUGGCAAGUAGAGCUAGCCCGAGGUUGAUAUUAAGUGCAAGGCCGCAGGAUCCUAUUCCCGAUUGGAUUACACACCUGGCCUACCUCAGGGGAGACUGUCAAAUAGGGGCAAUUGGAGAGAAACAAGUUGUCUUGGAAAAAUUAAGACAAUAUGUUCGAGAGGUGUGGAAUGGGAAAUCAAAGGAAGACGAAAGCCUACCGGUGCAUAACUUAGUGCACGUCGGCAGAACGCUGACUGCUGAUGGGAUAGAUGGAGAACCACUAAUGGGCGAAAAGGCUUUGAAAGCUAGUGAGUCGCCAAUUGCUCAAGAUGCAGGCGUAUCCAGAAAUAUUGGGGAGCCCAUUGUGGAGAUGAAUGGGUGCAAAGUACAAUAUCGUGGUAAGAUCGCACUUGGAAACUGGGUACAAGAAAUCGAUGGGAAAAAACAAGAGGGUCUCUCAUGGACUGUGCGGCGAGGAGAGCGAUGGGGCAUCUUUGGACCCAACGGCUCCGGCAAGACAACCAUCGUAUCUCUCAUCUGUUCGGACCACCCUCAGACCUAUUCACUACCCAUGAAGUUGUUUGGGCGAAGCAGAUUGCCGGAAGUUGGUUCGGACCAGCUGCCUUUAACGUUCUGGGAUAUUCAAGCUCGAAUCGGGCACUCUAGUCCCGAAAUUCAUCAACACAUGCCCCGAAAUCUUACGGUGAAAGAAGUCGUUGCGAAUGCAUGGGCCGACACGUUCCGUUCGAAGGCUGUACUUGACGAACAAGCAAGAGAAAAAAUCAAGGCCUGUCUGCGAUGGUUCGAGGCUGAGUUGAACCCGGAAUUCAUAAAAACGUCAAAGCUUGGAUCCGAUGCACAAGAGAGCUCAGACCUACAGUGGGCAGACCACUAUAUGUUCGGAGAACUGUCCUUCUCCGCACAGCGGGUCGCACUGUUCCUGCGAGCAAUCAUUAAGAAUCCAGAUAUCGUUGUUUUGGAUGAAGCGUGCAGCGGUAUGGAUGAUGGUGUUCGGAAUCGCUGUCUUCUCUUCCUCGAGCAUGGAGAGACAAAAUCGUAUUCGAAGAACGACGACGGAUCGGAAACUAUUGUUGAAAGCGAUGCAUCAAAAUCAAACAACGUCAAGGUAGGAGGCCUCAAUGAGAACCAGGCUUUGAUAUGUAUUAGCCACAUUAGAGAGGAAAUACCGGAUUGCAUUAGAGAGUGGAUAUGUCUGCCUGAAGCCAAUUCAGGACUACCGGCCAGAUUUGGUGUAUCUAAAGCGCCUCUCGGGCGGGACGAAAAAAGCUGGAGACGCAUAUGGGGUAUGUAAGUCUUGAUCUACGGCGCUACUAUAAAUAUUUAGACCCGAAUUAUAUAGCAUUCCGGAUACACACUUGAUAGGUUAUACGGUCAGGUGGUAAACUGUGUAUAUCUGCCUGAUAUUACCUGCAUUGGCGGAGAGAGUUAAGCGAGUUACGCAAGAAAUACUAUGUAAUCCAUAUUCAGUGCGAGCAAUAAAUUCACCGAAUACGAAAUGGAGAGAAAAAGAGAAUGGUGGAUGAAGAACGCGUGGAUGGUCGGGAUAUUAAUGCAGAAUUAUGCGCUGCCAAGAUUAUACUGCCGCUGUUAUGUAGUUUUAUGUGGGGGUAGCGUGCACAGUUGCUGGGCAACGGUGGAUCAUUAGG